This is a messenger RNA of Eutrema salsugineum, 1323 nucleotides long. Its product is annotated as protein IWS1 homolog 2. The record is from RefSeq and is a predicted model, not a curated record. Lineage: Eukaryota; Viridiplantae; Streptophyta; Magnoliopsida; Brassicales; Brassicaceae. The coding region runs from base 1 to 1323 and encodes 440 amino acids. The transcript is spliced from 6 exons. Gene Ontology annotation, biological process: brassinosteroid mediated signaling pathway; regulation of DNA-templated transcription elongation.
AUGCAAACGUUAAGUUCUUCUAGCAACGAAUUGGUGAACGAUUUUGAAGAAGUUCUCAAGGAUUGUGAAGAGAAAAAACCAAAACUCCCAAGGAGAAGAUUAAAUAAGAAGCGGAUUUCUGUUCCUGAAUUAGUACAUGAAGAAGACGAAGAAAAUCUUGAUGAUUUUGUUGAACCAACAACGGCUGUUUCUAACGAUAAAGUAGGGAAGAAGAGACAGAGGAAGGAAAAAGAUGAGUCUGGUCUUGAAAGGACGAAGAACAAGAAGAAGAAGAAGAAGAAGCAAGAUUCUGUUCGUGAUGAUCUGGAAAACUCCUUAGAGAUUAACGAGAUGUGGGAUUCAAUUACGAACAACAACAACAACAACAACAGCUCCAAGGAUGGUGAUAGUGUCGCAGCAAACCGUUCUAAGAAAAACGAGGUUGAUGAUGAGAUAGAGAAACUGUUCAAGUCGAUGAAAAAGAAGAGCAAGGCGGAGAAAAACAAUGCUGAGAUUGCGAUGCAAGUAGAGCAAGUGAUGGCAAAUCUUGAACUCGCUGUAGAAGACGAUGUUGAGCUGAACAAAGAAGGAAAACCCGCCAUUAAUAAGCUCAUGAAGUUACCUCUUCUCACUGAAGCUCUCUCAAAAAAACCUCUUCAAGCUGAGUUCUUAGACCAUGGAGUACUUAACCUUCUCAAGAAUUGGCUCGAGCCGCUUCCUGAUGGUAGCUUACCGAAUAUAAACAUCCGCACUGCUGUUUUGAAGAUUCUCAACGAUUUACGUAUAGUAGAUGUAGAUCAACAACAUUGUAGAAGAGAACAGUUGAUCAAGAGCGGUCUCGGGAAGGUCAUAAUGUUCUUAUCAAAAUCAGAUGAAGAAACUACAUUUAAUAGGAGACUCGCUCAUGACCUAGUCAACAAAUGGGGCCGUAUCAUUUACGAUAAGAGCACAAGAUAUAAGGACAUGUAUAGCCAGGAGGAACGUGAAGAGCAUCAGCAAAUGCUUUUAAGAAGACAGAACAAGACGGCUCCUAAGGUGUAUGAAACAAAAGCUCGAGACUUUGAUAUAGAUGUCGACUUUUCUGAGGAACCAAAAUCCAAGCUAGCACGUAGUAAAGAAGUAGGAAGAGCAAGAGUACCAACAGCAAUAUCAAUGGACUUUUCGAUCCGUCCUAAGCCGAAAUUCGACAAAGAUCUUGAAGCUCGUGCUAGGAUGCAAAUGGACAAUAAAAGCAUCCAUGAAAAAAUAAUGUCCAAACUGAAGAGGCAAAAGGUGAUCAGGAAGAAAAGCCUCCUUUCAACAAAGCUUAGUGCAGAUGGUCGCACUAUGCUAAAGUAUUUGUAG